Aphanomyces invadans is the source of this 2199-nucleotide messenger RNA. RefSeq lists its product as hypothetical. Lineage: Eukaryota; Oomycota; Saprolegniomycetes; Saprolegniales; Verrucalvaceae. Gene Ontology annotation, molecular function: phosphatidylinositol binding. Bases 122 to 2062 code for a protein of 646 amino acids. The transcript has a single exon. The record is from RefSeq and is a predicted model, not a curated record.
CAAAACGUCAAGUGCCGACCACUCUCGAGGAGGAGGUACAGUAGCUGGCGCGACUGCAGGGACCCUUGGCACACACACCACAAGUCCUUCCGCGUCCGUCACGAGGUAGCUAGCACCAGUCAUGAUGCACCUGCUUCUCCAUUGUGGGUGCAAGGACUCGAGCGAAUCGCCGCGCCAUCUCCAUGCACGACUCGAGGACGCGCCGUCGUCGUCGGCCUCCGUCCUGGGUUCCCAGCAACGAUUGUCGCAGCCUGCGGCCAAGCAGCUCGGGUACGAACGAUUCAACAUCAACUCGAGCUAUUCGGCCGAGAGCCCAGCAUCUUCCCAUGCAAUCCAUCGCCAUGCAGCAACCGUCUCUGCCAACAACCUUAGCAUUCCUUCGUCCAGCGGCAGCAACCUUGUUGUGGCGCCGACACCCUCGGUCAAAGCAUCUCUUGAUCCAUUCAAGUCUGGCCGAGUAGCACCGUUGUGGCUAGAAGGCGAAGAGAAAUCGAUGGGUCUCCCCGAUGGGGAAGUCCCCAACUUUCAAACAUUUUGUCCGUACGAGCGGUGGUCGGUGGCAUUUGCGUCACCAGGCGACUUCACAAUCAAGGCCGCGCAUGUCAAGAGGUCCAGCGGCACCGUUUUAUUCAACCUUGCGUUGGUUGGGCUGCCGGUUCCACCGCCAAGUGCGUCGUCCGUGACGUCGCCUCAUCACUCACUGUCGCGAGGUCGCGCCGAAGCCAACCAUGUUUCCACAAGUUUCUUCUCCAUGUACGCUUCGUCCGAUCAACGCUACGCCCAAUUUCCGCGACCGCGACAGGACAAAGUGCAGUCCGUCUCCAUCGUGACCAAAACGGAAGAGGAAAUUACGGGAUUUGUGCAUUCCAUGGCGCUGCGGUUGCCUGGCCACAAGAUUGUGUCGUCGUUCACGCGCAAGAUGAACAAAGCCGGGCGAAAGCUAGAUGAUCGCAUUGCCGCAGUCGUGGACGUGCUGUCGUUCAUACUGUCCAUCACGCACAUCGGAGCCCACGGAUUGAUUCCUGUCAAAGAGCCCGUGCCGCAAGACCUCCGAGUGCGCUUGUUCCUCCACUUGCAUUGCUGGAACACUCACAUGGGUGCAGUGCCAACUGGAUCCAACUCGUGCGACGGUCGGUUGGAGUCGCAAUCUCAUUCAGAGAAGAUGCCGACGCCCACGCGGAAGUCCAUUCCGUCCGAAUGGUUUACCACAUCAGCGUUGCCGUCCAAGGUCGCUCUUUUGUCCAACGUGUCCAGCUCUGGAGCCAAGGCGUCGACCUCCAUGCGACAAAGCAUGAGCAGCUCGAACCUUCCACGAAUGCGCCGUCGUUCGCUUCCGCAACCAGCGGUACCCAUGCCGUACUGCACGACAUAUGUACCGCCCAACGCGUGGAGAAAGAAAGCCAAGAGCGUCGCUGGCGCGUUUACGGUAGUGGUGUCUGGCAUUCACGUGCUGGACGACGGUGUUGUGGAGUACAUGCUGACGGUGCUGUUUGUGGACAACCUGUCGCCGUCGUCGGCUCCGCGCAUGAAAACGGUGGGCCAUCGAUACCAGGAAUUCAACGACCUUGCCGUGCAUAUACGCCACAAGACCAAGAUGAACGUGUCAAUGCCCCCGAAGACGUUGUUCCGCAGUGUAGACCCAGCUUUCUUGGAGACUCGAUCGGUGGACCUCCAGUGCUUCAUCGACACUCUCUUACCGCUUCACUUCAUCGGUAUGUUGGAUCAACGAAUCGACAUGGCAGCCGAGCCCCGCGUGCGUGCAUUUCUUGAAUUACCGACCGUCCAGUGGAGUGUUGUCGCGGAGCUACCCACGAAGAAAGAUCUCGAUCGAUUUCGUGCGUUGUCCAACUCAUCGACUGCCAGCUCUCGAAGCCUGUCGCUACCCAAAGAAAGCGAUGACGAGGACAGUGACGACGGAGUCCACGAUGACGAUGAAGACGAUGGCAGCGGUGGAGACGAACGUGUCUUCGCCGACUUCGAGAAUCGCGUGGACCGGCCGUUCUUGAGCAAUCGACGUUCGAUUUCGUCGCAGUAUUAUCCCGUCUCCCGUGGAGUCGCGUGAAACACUAUAUCGUCAAUAUGACACACUUGCUUGCAUGCCUUCUUGAAUCUUAUCCUUGCAUGGGAUGCUUGCGAGUCCACUGCAGCGCUUCUUCCGACGGGCAUGGAAUGACCGCCGUGGAGUCUGAGGAAGCGCGG